AUGAGCGAUACUUUACCCGCGGAGUCGUCAAAUUCAGCAGAUGAUGUGAUAUCGCGACUGAUUCAAUCGUGCAUCAACGAGCCCAACAACACCGCUUUCGUCACCGCCUCGAGUAGUGGAAUCAAAAAAGCGUUGGCGUUGGCGUGUAAAAGUGGCGUCAACCUCGCCCCGACCACCGUCAAUGCUUUGUUGAAUUUCAUCUGGCGAUAUUGGGAUUUUCUUGUUGAUAAGGUAUGCUACGAAUGCAACGAUAUUCUUCAAUUAGUCAUCGAAGAUCAUCAACGAAACUGCGAAAAAUGUCGUGAAAACAUUAGCCACUCCAAGUCAAAUACCUGCGCUUGGAUCGAUGCAUUGUCGGAGCAAAUCUUCAAUAAUCAAUCGUUAUGUAAAGUCCGCUUCAAAUCGAUCAUUACCCUUUACGCUCUUCAACCACAAUUGAUAUCCAGCAAGAUCGAUGAUUCGUUUAUUAAGGAAAGCUAUUCUUUAAUAGAAAAUGCAACUCUUUCUACUGUGUUAAGUGAACUUAUCUGCGUUGAUUUGGAGACGAGAAGAUCGCAGACGCGUUGGGAGUUUCAUGCUGAGAAUAUGGUUGAUUUGCUGCCAAAAGGACACGCUUCACUGACAGCACUCCUGGACCGUUUAUUACCGCGGAUCAUGCAAAAUCCAUUGCUAAAUAGCAGUUUUGUGGAUCAACUCAUGAAUCACAUCAAAGAGCGCAUCAUGAAUCGGUCACCUCAACAUAUUGCAAAUGACUCAGCUUUCCUUAUUGGCUGGCUUUCUGUGACGAAAUUUCUGAUCUUCUCUCGGACAAAUAGCACUUGGAGAGACUUUAUCCAAGAAGAAUAUAUGGUUUACUCGUUGUUGCAUCUGAAGAUUCAGGUCCGAAUUGCAGCCUGGUCAUUGCUUUGUGAACACCCGAAGCGAACUUUACCAAUAACUGCCGAAGAUUGUGAGCUGGCUAUGGCUUUUCUUGAAUCAAAUAUGACCGAACAAGAGCCACCAAAUCGACAAAAGAUUAUUUCUUCAUUUAAGAAGCUUUUGAUACGAUUGUGUGAUGUUGCCGAGUGUUCCGGGAAAUCUGAAGCAAACAGCGAGCAAACUUUCAUUCACGAUUAUUCACAGUUUGUGAGCGGCAUUUUGAAGAUGGCGCUAAACUCGUUAAGUGAAGGAGCAAAUUUCUCGAGAAGAAUUAUGGCCUUGAAUCUUAUUGGGACGAUGUUCAAGGACGGUGCCUUGAAUGUGGAUGGGAAAAAAGUUCUCUGGAAUUCCGCUCGCCCUGAUCACUUACUAAAUGAGGAUACCAGAAAAUUGUUGCUCGAUUGUCUCGGUGAUUCGUUUCAACUCUGUCAGAAAGAGGCUCUUCAACUACUUUGCAAGCUCGAGUUUUGCGAUAACUUUGACCUUGACGAGUUCAUUGCCGCAACCGAGUUAAUGAUACAUUCGGUGAACACACAUGAUACGCUCUCUUCUGGAUAUCGCCUUCGAUACAUUACCUAUUUGAGACCAUCCUAUAUUCCAUCAUUGAUAGAAAGACUCAUUGACAAUGUGCUCGUGGCGGUGAAGAAAAUCGUGACUUUGGGCUUGGUUGAGAUUAUCACGACCCCGCUUCAUCCGACGAUGAAUGCAAUAGCGUUACUGCUUGACUCGUGUCCAGAUAUUCCGGCAAAAAUUUGGUCAAAAAAUAUUCUUCGAAUGUGUCUUGAUGUGGCUAAAGUGGUACGUCCAGUUGUGCAUAACUUAUCGCCAGAAGGAUACGUUCCAGAGGAAUGUCUCGAGAAAUAUGGUGAAAAGGCAGCCGAUUUUUCACAAAAGCUGGUGGUUUGUUGUUGGAGGGCUCACAAACAAUCAAGUGCAAUCCUUGCCUCUGCAGCAUCUCAACCUAACUUCUUGUCGCUAUUUCGGACAGAAGAAAUUUGCUCAAUUUUUGAAUUCUAUUGGAUGGAGCUCACGGAAUGUCGACAUUGUGGUGCAUUUGAGAGCGCUGUUUUUGGGUUUGAAACACUGUGCAAACGGCUUUGGACUGAGAGAAUUGAAGGUGUCCCAUAUCCUGGAGAUUAUUUGCAAAACAUUUUGGAUAUUAUUGAUGGGAAAGAAGAUCUCGAUAAACUUUGUCUGACGCGUCGUAGUGCCGGUUUACCAUAUUUGAUCACCUCGAUUUGUGCCACCGAUCCAACACAAUCAGCACUCGAUUCAGCGAUGACUUCGCUUUUGCAUUUUGAGGAUAAAUCAGAAUUUAGCCGAAACCAUAGCUUAAAUGUGCUUCGUUCGUUGUUUUCACACUCAGCUCUUGGUGAAAAAGUGUUGAAAUAUGUUGAAGCUGGCUCAUUACUUGGGAUCAAAGGAUGUGCAGCAUCAAGUUGGAACGAGAGAAACGCCUCGGCGCAACUGGUGGCUGCGUUGAGAUGUCGACUCUUCGGCGUCUCAAGAUCGGCGAAAGUUGAGCUACACGUUGACAAAAGGAAUCAGCGAUCGUCAUACGAAUUCUUCUCAUUGUAUCCACCGUUGUAUCCUUUUUUGAUGGAACGCUUGGAGCAAUACACUGCAGAAGAUGAGUUCGGUCUAUAUCCUGCUUUGAUCUUUCUCUCUCAUCUCAUUCCAUCCACAAAUCCGACCAACCCCUAUCCAUUGACGCCGUUUGUACCUCGAGUUCUCAAGCUACUGUUGACGCUCCGUUCCGAAAAACUGCGCAAACUUUCAGUGGCUGUUUUCGUCGCCAUCACCACUCAUGAAGAUGUUAUUUGGAGUCUUGAGAAACUGCUGGUACUAAAAACAAAGAUUCCACAAAAUGCAUUGGAUGGGCUGUUCAAUUUGUUAAUCAACUUGACCGAAAAACACCAAACAGCCGAAAAAAUUCAAGAGCUUGUACGCGGAUUACUUGACAGUUUCCUUGUUGAGUCCCGAUAUCUGAAAUGGAGUGACUAUGUGUUGGCCCAGUUUCUUUCGUUGUGUAGAAUCGUCGGACGCGUUGAACCAUUUGAAAAACUUCUCUGUGAUAAUCAAAUGCUUAUGAGUUAUCCGUUGACACAACAACCAUUGGCUGGGUAUUUUACCACCAAGGGGAAAAGGAACGCUCACAUUCCGGAUGCUUUGAAACGGGAAGUGUACGAACAAAUUGAGCAUUCCGAAAAGCUUGAUGAAACGUGGACAGAUUUUAUUGCGGAUGCGGUUGAUUGUCUUGCUGUUUUGUUGAAUCGAAAAGAUAAAACGAAAUCCUCAAAUACGCCGGAUCUUUUGAAAAAGGUUACUCGGAUAAUCGUGAAAAAUUGUGACAAGCUCAGUAUUGUGCAAAUGGAGAAACUACUCCAAACUCUGAACGCGUUCUUUGCAGUCACGGAUCCGUUCGAACAUGGUGUUCAAACAACGGUUCUGUUGCGACAACUAAAACUGAGGCUAAGCGAUUGGCGGAUAGACAAAGAGGAUGUUGACUGGCUUCGUUUGAUGGCCGAGGAGGAAGAACCUGAGAUUUGUGAAGUCCUUUUGGAAAUUGGCGCUCGACUACUUGAAAAAGCACACAGUGAUGAUCUUAUUCCCAUUUUUGCGAAAUUACUGCAGAAUAUUGAUGUGGAUAUACGGGAAAAGGCUGGCCAACUACUUUCGCCAAAAGUUAGAAACGUCAACUCGCUUAAUCCGUCGAUAUGUUGGUUUAUUAUUGCGAAGAAGUAUCCGAAGGUUUUUGCCGAAAAGAGUGCUGAGGUGACAAUAGAUAACGAUUUUGAGAAAAAUGAGAAAUUGUUUGACGAAUGUGACUCGAAUCCAUAUGCUGAACCACGACUUUUUAAACAACAACCUUUCUCAUCCGACUGGUCAGUGAUGUCGAAAAACAUUAAAACGCCGACAAAUCAGAAAGUUUUGACAAAUGUGGCGGUGGUUCGGAUGAAGAAGAUCGGGAAACGCUUCGAGAUCGCCUGCUAUAAGAACAAAGUGCUCAACUGGAGAAAUCGAACCGAGAAGGACAUCGAUGAAGUGCUGCAGGCACAUCAAGUAUUCACCAAUGUCUCCAAGGGUCAACUCGCGAAGAAAGACGAGAUUCAAGCUGCUUUUGGAACCGAGGAUCAUCUCGAGGUGUGCAAGUUGAUUCUGGACAAGGGAGAAUUGCAAGUAUCGGAUAAAGAACGACAAGCAACGAAUGAUAAUGCGAUGAAAGAAGUGGCACAGCUGAUUGCGGACAUGGUGGUGAAUCCGGAAACGAAACGCCCGAUUCCUCCGGCAGUCAUCAACAAAGCACUGAGUGAUAUCCAUUUCUCGUUGAAGCCGAAUCAUAGUGCUAAAAAACAAGCAUUGGAGGUGAUCCCGAAAUUGCGAGAAUCGAUGAAGAUUGAACGUGCAAAAAUGAGACUCAGAGUGGCAGUUGGAGUGAAAGAGGCAAGGAAUUUGCAACCAAAGCUGAAGCCAUUAUUCAGUGAGAUUGAGACGGAGAAUUGGGAUGAACAGGGAUUGGAAUUGGUCGGAUUGAUUGAGCCGGGAUCAUUCCGUGUCAUCGAUGAAAUGGUGAGGAAAGACAGCAAGGGACACGCGAGAUUGGAGAUUCUCUCGCUUAAAGAUGUCGCUGAAGGAGAUUUGGAGAUUGCA
Mesorhabditis belari is the source of this 4569-nucleotide messenger RNA. Lineage: Eukaryota; Metazoa; Nematoda; Chromadorea; Rhabditida; Rhabditidae. The record is from the annotation of a GenBank genome assembly.